AUGAUUCCCUACGGUGACAUGCUCAAGGGAUCAUAUGGAUGUCAACAACUUCAGCUAUCCUCCAUUGUCAGAGAUGUAAACUACAGCUGUGGUUCGUGCGGUUAUGAGCUGAACUUAAACUCCAGUAACCGCAACACUUGUCUCAUAGACUCAAAGUCCAUAAAGAGAGGCGUCAUUUCUUUCUUCUCUGUGGAUGAGAGCAGGUUCACUCAGAUCCGGCAACUUCCCUGGUCAUCUUGGAUACCCUUUUUCAACCCCAAGCGCCAACAAAGAACCAAGCUCCUUUGCCGCAACUGUGCCAAUCACCUUGGCUAUGCCUACACUUUGUCCUCCCAAUCCCAUUCCUGGGAUGGCAUCUCUGACGAUUCCAGAAUCUAUGAUAUCAAACUGACCUCUCUGUUACCUUCUUUCUGUGAGGAACCAACUCAAAGGUUAGAGGAUAUAGCCAAGUAUGAGAGUGCAUCGUCCACUAUGGUGUUCUAA
Molecule: messenger RNA, 483 nt
Organism: Sphenostylis stenocarpa
Lineage: Eukaryota; Viridiplantae; Streptophyta; Magnoliopsida; Fabales; Fabaceae
Source: the annotation of a GenBank genome assembly